GGCCGCCCCUCUCCGCCCGCGGAGCUGACAUUUCGCAGGACGCGCUCCCGGGACCCCGCCGCCGGGAGGAGGGGGCGGAGGAGGGUGGAGACUGCGGGGCUCGGCCGAGGCGGGCGCGCGUCCUCGGGCGGGCGGCCGUGACGCGGCGGGGAUUAACUUUGCAUGAAUAAGGCGAGUGCGCCGGGGAAGCGGCCCUCCAGCUCCAGCGCUCGGGCAGCGCCCGCAGGCUGCCUCCCGCGGCGGGGGCGCCCCACCCGGCCGGCUCCAGCGCCCCGAUCUGCAGUCUCCCUCCCGCUGGCCGUCCUGCGUGGGUGCCAAGUUCCACACGGGGUCUCAUGGAUCGGCAGGAGAUGUCAGUGAAAAAGGGGGCGCAGAAUGAUUACUAACCCAUGACUCCCAACAGUAUGACAGAGAAUGGCCUUCCAGCCUGGGACAAGCCGAAGCCUUGUCCAGACGGCGAGCCGGAGUGGAAGCUCGUGGGAAUGUCUGAAGCCUGCCUGCAUCGGAAGAGCCACCCGGAGCGGCGCGGGCCCCUGAAACAUGAGCAGUCGCCCCUCAUCCAGGCCUCCUGGACGAGCUCCUUAUUCCAUCUGGACCACGACGACGUGAGCGAUCAGAGCGCGCCCAGCGCCCAGACCUUCCAGACGGAGGAGAAGAAGUGCAAAGGCUACAUCCCCAGUUACUUAGACAAGGACGAGCUGUGCGUCGUGUGCGGUGACAAAGCCACGGGCUACCACUACCGCUGCAUCACGUGCGAAGGCUGCAAGGGUUUCUUUAGAAGAACCAUUCAGAAAAAUCUCCAUCCAUCCUAUUCCUGUAAAUAUGAAGGAAAGUGUGUCAUAGACAAAGUCACAAGAAAUCAGUGCCAGGAAUGUCGCUUUAAAAAAUGCAUCUACGUUGGCAUGGCAACAGAUUUGGUCCUAGACGACAGCAAGCGUCUGGCCAAGAGGAAGCUCAUCGAGGAGAACCGGGAGAAGAGGCGGCGGGAGGAGCUGCAGAGAUCCAUGGGGCACAAGCCAGAGCCCACUGACCAGGAAUGGGAGCUCAUCAAGACUGUCACCGAGGCCCACGUGGCCACCAACGCCCAGGGCAGCCACUGGAAGCAGAAGCGGAAGUUCCUGCCCGAAGACAUUGGACAGGCGCCGAUAGUGAAUGCCCCAGAAGGUGGAAAGGUCGACCUGGAAGCCUUCAGCCAUUUCACAAAAAUCAUCACACCAGCGAUUACCAGAGUGGUGGAUUUUGCCAAAAAGUUGCCUAUGUUUUGUGAGCUGCCAUGUGAAGACCAGAUCAUCCUCCUUAAAGGCUGCUGCAUGGAGAUCAUGUCCCUCCGCGCAGCCGUGCGCUACGACCCGGAGAGUGAGACUUUGACCCUGAACGGGGAGAUGGCGGUGACGCGCGGCCAGCUGAAAAACGGGGGCCUCGGGGUGGUGUCUGACGCCAUCUUCGACCUGGGGAUGUCGCUGUCCUCUUUUAACCUGGACGACACUGAGGUCGCUCUCCUUCAGGCCGUCCUGCUGAUGUCUUCAGAUCGCCCAGGGCUUGCCUGCGUUGAGAGAAUAGAAAAAUACCAAGAUAGUUUCCUGCUGGCCUUUGAACACUAUAUCAAUUACCGAAAACACCACGUGACUCACUUUUGGCCAAAACUCCUGAUGAAGGUGACAGACCUGCGGAUGAUCGGAGCCUGCCAUGCCAGCCGCUUCCUGCACAUGAAGGUGGAAUGCCCCACGGAACUCUUUCCCCCGUUGUUCUUGGAAGUGUUUGAGGAUUAGACCGACUGACUCAUUCUCAUAAUUCCAACAGCACUACUGGGUAUCAUUUCAUUCCAUUGCCUAGCUCUUUUUUGUUUGUUCCUUUAUUUCUUUGUGUUGGGAGGGAUUGUUUUGGGGUAAAGGGAGGUAGUCCUUGGCAUAGACAUGGAUGAAAUUGCCCCUUGAAUGCGGGUACUUGCUAACUAUUGCAUUUUGUUCUCCAGUCCUUUGAUGUGAAUAUGCUUUGGAGGUUUUACAGUUGUGGAGGUGGGGUGGGGACAAUCAUUAAUUCACCAGCAUCAAGCCGUCACCAGCUCCCAUCUGUCCCUGGUCAGUGACUCGAGCAAGCAAAAUGGCACAGCAGGAAACUAAAGAAGACUUAAAACCAAGACAACGUAGUCAUCUUGAUCCAAUCCUGGUUUUUGCAGGGCUCGAAUUAGCACAGCACAGACAGCCUCUGAUGAGAUGUGGCUUUCAGCUUCCUAGGGAAAGUUCUGAACACGUUAUCUCUUCAAGAACAUGCUGUUUUCAGCACUCUGUUCUCUCCUAGCAGCCUAACCUGGAAUAUAUAAGGAUAUUUGUUUCCCCCAAAUUAGCUGUCCUUUCACUGUAAAUUUCAUAAUCCUGUGAUUUAAUUCGAGUUACACAAGGGUGUGACUCAAAGAUGUGCAGGUGUUUGACUGAUUGAGGCCAACAAGGAAAACAGUUUCCUUAAGUGAGCCCAAAGAAAUUCAAAAUCUUCACAGAUAUCAGUGACUCAGUGGUUUCCAAAAAUUUACAUAGUGUCACUUCAUAGUAAGAAGGCUUCUUACUGCUCAGAGGACACUCCCACAAAAAUCAAACCUACUUACAGAGUGAUGUCACUGUUCAGUGACAUCUGACCCUUCAUCUCUCAAAGUCCUCAAGUCAUUCAACCUGAUUGCAUCUCUGCUGAGCCGACAACAGAUUUCCCUGUGGAUUGACCUUCCAGUCAAGGAGUGGUAACAAGCUGAAAUGUUUCAGUCUUGUUCUGGGGAGAGACUAGUGACAUCACGUUCUCUGUUGAAGAAAAUGCAGGGCCUCAGAGCCUCCUCGCCCUGAUGCUAAGUUUCCCCUCUUCUGCUCUUGGAUCCUCGGGCUCUUUGCUCUAUUCACAAGUGUUUCCUAAUCUCCUUUCCCUCUGGCUCUGAGGCUUGACUACCACCAAACAAAGCCUGCUCCAGCCACUGACUCUCUCUGUCCUUCUGAUAGCAUUGCCCAGACAGAUACUCAGCAGAAAACAGCUGCAGACCACGCACACAAACCCUCACUCACCUUCCCCGCCCAGCCCACCUCCCCAGUGACCGCCACUGGAGCACUGUGUGCCCAGAAAGCAUAUGAUGCCCCUGGGUGCUUCAGUGUCAGAAGAUGGGCACAGAAUAUACCCAAGAAACUGAAUGUAUCUCACUCUUCACUGUCAUGGUAGACAUAAACUGUUCCUCUGCCUGCCUUGUACUGCCUUAUCCUGGAAGUGUUUGGGAAAAUAAGCCAUAUCAGUGAAACUUGCCUAAAAACCAUGUGGAUUCAUUCUUUUUUAACUGGCCCAGAAGUUGGGGUGCCUGAGUUCUAGUUUGUGCUCUCAAGUGGUAGAUUUGUGACCUUGAGUCAUGAACUCAAAAAUCCUUCCUGUCCUUAACACUGUACUAAUUUUAGGGGGUGAGAGAAUCAAGUUCUUUUGAUGGUUUCUUUCACAUUCUAAUUUCUAACUUUAUUAGAAAUGAUGACUCUCCUGACAGCUAAGGAAAAUAUAUUUGGUGUUGAUUCAAAAUAGGCGGUUGAUAUACGACAUAUCAGUUAUUUAGAGAAAGGCAGGGUAGAUUUGGGAGGAGGAGAGGAGUGGCAUUAAAAGUCCUGAGAGUGACCAGAAAUAAUCUGGGAGGAAAAUUACGUGUUUGAUGUGCUAAAGCAAUUACACAGGCUUCCAGGGAAAGAAACCAAGAGCGGUGCACUGGAACUUACUACCCAGAGAAAGGAAAUGGGUGAAGAGAAUAAAAUUAUCAACAUGAAGUUCAUGGGCAGAUUGCCUGCUUUGACUUCCCUCAGUUCAGUCGCUCAGUCCUGUCCGACUCUUUACGACCCCCAUGGACUGCAGCACGCCAGGCUUCCCUGUCCUACGGGCAGUUGUUUUGGUUUUGUUUUCUCCAGGUAGCCUCUAGCCAGUCCCCUCUGGUCCUCACUUUGUUACUGUCUCAGCUUCCUCUGUUGACUCUCUUUGGAUAACUGCUCUUUGAAAUAAAAGCGUUUUACCACCUCUGCUCCAGGAUAACUCCGAGAAGCUUUUCCGGGUGGGGCAGGUUUUUCCUUUGGAAGGGAAGGCAAGCAGGCAGGUUCUGGAAGCGCACAGACUCCUCAGGCAGUAGGCUCCCCAGGAAAGUCUCCUCAACGUGUUGAGAUUCCCCAGGGCAUCAGACAGCCCCAGAUUCAGUCCAAGUGCAGAGCCUGAUCUAAAGCCGCAUCGGAAUGCCUUAGGGAUUAACAUGAUUGGCCACUGGCCAAAUGGUUCAGCAGGUCUACAGCAACCCAGCCAGCCCCGACUAAAUGUGUGUUUGAUCCUUGGCCUCUUACAUGGUAGCCUUAAGCAGGCAAACUGCUGAUCUCAAAGUCUUGUCGAAGGCUGACUACUUCCUGCCGAGCAGACAAAGCUUCGAGGACUUCCGGUUUAAGGAAAGGCUGUCAAGACUGAAAGACUCACAACCCCGAUGGUCAGGGUGACUCAUUGCUUCUGUAAUUGACUGCGGUACUUACUGCAUCUCAAGACUCCAUCCUCUAAAACUCGAUUAGGAGGGACUUGCUCUGGAUUUCUUUUUUUUUUUUCUUUUUAACAUUUUUUCUUACGUCGUCCAGACUUUCAAAUCAAAUGUGGACUGACUGAAACCUUGCUCAGUGGGGAGACAUCCCAGAAGAGGAGAACACAGCCCACAACUGGGAUCUCUAUUUAUAAAUCACUCAAAUUUGGGGGGGUGAGUGGUGUCCAGUGUGUGUGUGUGUGUGUGUGUGUGUGUGCGCGUGAGUGUGUGUGUAGCCCUCAAGUGUACUUCACUCUUCAAUUAGAUGUGCCGUGUUGGUAGAAAUAGUGAAAAAAGUAAAGAUCUUUUCUUCUUUAUGAUUCUGCUCAAAACUCCACGUGCCGCCUCCGAGCUUUCCUCGUCCCGUGAGCCUCGGUCCUCAAGGAUACCCGCGCCGUGUUGCUGCCUCAGCCCGAGAGCCGCCUCUUCCGCCCACAGCAUGGCCGGCGCGCCCGGCCCCAGCGGGCACAGCCUCCGUGAACUGCACACGCCCUCGAAGCAUGUCACUGUCCGUGAUACAUUUUUAUUCUAUGGAACUCUAACCCAUUCGUGUCAUGUUGACCUUUGGCUGCAUGAGUCAUAAAAUAUGAAACUGGUCUUAUGGUUUUUGAAACGUAGCCAGCAUUUGUAAGGCUAAACCUUUUUCACAAACUGAGUUGAAUCACCACCAGGCCACCAUUCCUCUUCAGAAGGAGAGUGCUUAACAGACGUUUGAAUCUCUUUGCCCUUUCCGAUGGUUACCGCGUCAGGUUCCAAAAUAAGCUCGUCAUUUUUCCUGUUAUUUUAAUAAUAAGGAAAUAUUAGCAUAGUGUUUCUUUUGAUAGCGAUAGGUUAUAAUCCAUAUUUAAAUUUUAUAGAGGAGAAAUUUUAUUGUACUGUGAUGUAGAUAUUUAUUAUCCAGGUAAGGAUUUGCCCGGUGUGUAUUUUUUACAAUUGAAACACUUAACUUUAAUCUUAAAAAAAAAAAAAAAAAACUUUGAAAACACUCACACAGAGACACAAAAACAGACUAGGGGAAAAAAGGUUUGGCCUUAUCACGGAAUUUUUACUGUGCUGUACAAAUGUUUGCAAAUGCAAAAUGUGUGCAUUUCUAGUGUUUCUACAUUCAUUAACGCCGCCUUCAGGAGCAAUAUCGUGCAGGUAAAAUGCUGUUUGUGGCUUUCUGUGCACAGUUAAAGCUGACCCACCUUAUGCACAAGACAAUCAGAUAUAAAUCUGUCCUCCUCAGGAUGCAGAUAGGACGUUCCGGAGCACAACGUACGACAGAGGAAGACCCUUAGGUGACAGGCAACUUGCUGACACAGACGCUAGCAGGGCAUGAACAAGCUGACAUUAUGCCACUCCCCUUUUUUGGUUCUUCCUAAUUGACAUUUUUCAUUUGAUUAUAGAGCCAAAUUAGUUAUGAAGGCUUUCUUUGGAGAAAACACCUUUAUUCCCCCAUGAUGUUUUCAUGCCCUGAGAAUCAGAAAAAGACAACAGAACAGGGAAAGAUUUACAGUCAUCAGAAGAUUUGUGUUUUGCAAAUGGUGUUAACUGAUAUUGCUAGAUUGGUAAUAUUUUUUUCAGCCUAAAAUUCUAUUGAAAUCUGUGAUCAAAAUGUUUUAAACUAUCCAAAAAGAA
Messenger RNA from Budorcas taxicolor (takin), 6172 nucleotides. RefSeq names its product thyroid hormone receptor beta (gene THRB). The coding region runs from base 390 to 1769 and encodes 459 amino acids. The transcript is spliced from 10 exons. Lineage: Eukaryota; Metazoa; Chordata; Mammalia; Artiodactyla; Bovidae. Gene Ontology annotation, molecular function: RNA polymerase II cis-regulatory region sequence-specific DNA binding; zinc ion binding; nuclear receptor activity. Gene Ontology annotation, biological process: retinoic acid receptor signaling pathway; positive regulation of transcription by RNA polymerase II; cell differentiation. The record is from RefSeq and is a predicted model, not a curated record.